Acipenser ruthenus (sterlet) is the source of this 3148-nucleotide messenger RNA. Its product is annotated as RNA binding protein fox-1 homolog 1-like. Gene Ontology annotation, cellular component: nucleus; cytoplasm. Lineage: Eukaryota; Metazoa; Chordata; Actinopteri; Acipenseriformes; Acipenseridae. The transcript has 12 exons. Gene Ontology annotation, molecular function: mRNA binding. The record is from RefSeq and is a predicted model, not a curated record. Gene Ontology annotation, biological process: nervous system development; regulation of alternative mRNA splicing, via spliceosome. Bases 539 to 1657 code for a protein of 372 amino acids.
CUACAAACAGUCAGCUCCGAGACACAGGCGCUGCGCUGCGCCAGACAGACAGACAUGAUCUCCUAACUCCGUCUCUGACAGACUGACAGACUAACGGACAGCUACUGCUAUUGGACUACAGCAACUACAAACAUUCUACCUUCUUCUAAUUUUCUUUUUUUCUGGCUAACAACUUCAACUGCAGCUAGAGAACAUUACUAGAGAACUGCUUUAAUCUGUGAAAAGGAUUUCUGCCUUUCUCCUUUUCCCUCUCCUGAAUUCUUCCCCUUUUUCCCUUCCUCCCCUUUUCUAUCUCUUUCUCCUUUCCCCUCUUCUCGAUCUUAAAUUGUUCUGCCUAUUCUUACUUUCUCUCCCCUGUCUUAUUUAAACAUUUCCUUUCCUUUCCAUCCUUUCCACCUCUCCCUCUCUAUUUUGUAUCACCUCUCUCUCCUGAUUGAUUCUUCUUCAUCUCUCUCCCUCCCCUCAUCUCUCUUUCAUAUCAUACUCCCCUGGAUAUCUGCUAUAUUCCUCUCCUCUCCAUUCCUGAUUAUUCUGCGCCAUGCUUUCCUCUCCGGCUGUCGUUUUGCACCCUUACGGACUUCCUGUCUACCCCCAACCUCCUUCCUGUUACUCCGGACUUGUCCAGGGUGCUCCCCCAGGUUCGGAGGGUGGCUCCAGCUCUGCUGAUGCCUCCUUGACCACAGCCUAUGGCCCGCCCCCUGCCUACCCUCCUGCCCAGGCUCCUCCCACCAUGCAGGGGCCCCGCCUCCCCAUGGAGUUCAGCCCCGCCCACCCCUCUGUCUUGGGGGUGGAGUUUCAGGAACACGCGCUCAGAAUGUAUCAGCCCGGCCCGCCCCCCUCGCUGCCUGAGCAGAACACUGACGCCAACCCUCCCAGUAACACGCAGCAGGAGGACUCCGCUCAGUUGGACCUAUCCCAGAAUGCCGCAGGGCAGGAGGAGGACAGCAGUAAGCCUCAGCCCAAGCGUCUGCACGUGUCCAACAUCCCGUUCCGAUUCCGGGACCCGGACCUGAGACAGAUGUUCGGGCAAUUUGGAAAAAUUCUCGAUGUUGAAAUCAUCUUUAAUGAAAGGGGAUCAAAGGGGUUUGGUUUCGUCACGUUUGAAAGCAGUUUAGAGGCGGACAGCGCUCGUGACAAAUUAAACGGAACCAUCGUGGAAGGAAGAAAGAUUGAGGUCAAUAAUGCGACAGCGAGAGUCGUCACAAAGAAACCUCAAACCCCUGUGAUCAACGCUGGUUGGAAAAUCAAUCCAAUGAUGGGAGCAGUUUACGCCCCUGAGCUUUACACCAUGGCCAGUUUCCCCUAUCCAGUAGCCCCGCCCACCCUGGCUUACAGAGGUGCCGCCCUCAGGGGGCGUGGCAGGGCAGUCUACAACACGAUUCGCUCAGCCACUGCAGCCACGCCUACUCCAGUCCCCGCCUACCCAGGUCUUGUCUACCAGGAUGGACUCUAUGGUCCAGAAGUCUAUGGGGGUUACCCUGCCUACCGUGUGGCCCAGCCAGCCUCCGCAACGACAACCUACAGUGACGGGUACGGUAGAGUGUACACCACGGCUCCAGACCCCUACCACCACACUGUGGGACCCGCCGCCACGUAUGGAGUCAGCACAGUGGCCAGUCUGUACCGAGGAGGCUACAAUCGAUUCACCCCCUACUGACAACUGCUGUCCAGGAAAUAUCCAUGACAUCACUUCCAGCCAGGGGGAGGCAGUUCACAGGACCUGGUGGUUGACGACAUCACUUCCUGUGAUCUGGAGACAGGUUUUCACCUAGGGAGUGACUUCGUUUCCUGUUUCUGGAAGCCAUUGAAACUAGACUAUAAUAAUUGUGUGAAAAGAAAUAAGGAACUGUUAAUUUUCUCAAAUAAUUUGUACAUAGGUUAAUUUAUUAUUAUUAUUAUUAUUAUUAUUAUUAUUAUUAUUAUUUUUGUGUUACAAAUAAUGAAUAUUGAUUUUAAAGGCGUGCUGAACAAUUAGCUUUAUUAACAUUAUUACUCAACCCCUAUUUAUUGUGCCGAGAAUAUUAAUACUUAAAAUCCAAUGAUAUAGAGCAACGGCUGCAUCCUGGUACCUUUGGUGUAGGUCACAUGAUGUAAUUGCUGCUAGACCAUUGAAGUGACCUACAACACAACAUGAAGUGAUCAGGUAGCAGGAAGCAGCAGCAGCAGCUUUUCAUCUUGAGUUGUCUUUGAGAGAUUUGCAUGUUUUAAAUGAACUAUACAAUACUAGCAAAUAACCCAAAGAUCUUCAUUUUAUGAAGAGGAGGAGCAGUGAUAACGUUGCCUGUGUUAAUAGGAGGUAAGAGAUUUUGAAGAUGGUUAGAACUACUUUAAAGAGGGGGCAGUGAUAAUGUUGAUAAAGCUAAUAAGAGGUAAGAGAAUGGAUUUUAAAGAUGGUCAGCACUCCUUUAAAGGCAGGGCAGUGAUACUGUUAUAAUGUUAAUAAGUGGUAGAAGAAUGGAUUUUAAAACCUUGGUUAGCACUCCUUGAACUCAGGAAAGACAGGCAGUUGUGCUCCUGCAAUGGUUCUUUCCUCACACCUCAGACUCUUGUACAGUACAGGCAGUCCACAGAGCUCUCUGUUGCUAUUCAAUCGUCUGACACUCCGCAGCACAGAGGGAUAGUUCUCUGUUUGCUUGCUUUCUUGGUCCAUAGCCUCAAACACUCUUCAUUAAUUCAUAUGUGGAACUUGAAGAGACUCAGGUAGACACGUGUCUCGUGAGAUAUUGUAAGUAUUUGUUUCUUCAUGGGUGGUACCAAGCUGAAAUACACAUUUCUUUCUUUCUUUCCUUCUUUCCUUCUUUCUUUCUUUCUGCUUUACAUGUAUAUUCUUUCUUUUCUUUAUUCCUGUUUCUCUUUCCUUUAUUCUUUUGAUUUAAUUAUUUCUUUAUUUUCUUUAAUCCUAUUUUUCUAUACAUUUCAUUAUUGCUUUUGUGUCAGUUGUUUCAUUUUUCCUUCUUUCUUUCUUUCUUUCUUUCUUUUGACCAGUCUAAUUUCAAGCUGUGUUUAUUUUCUUCCUCUCUGGUUACAGACAGUAAUACUCCUUCUCUUCCAGCUCCUGUCUAUUUUCACCCUGUAUCUUGUGUUCAGCUAUUUUCUAUGGUAUCUCCUCUGUACUGUAUUUCUCUGUUAAUAAAGGCUCUUUAUUUCA